AUGGCUCCUAAAUUUGAUCCUAAAGAAAAGCAAAUAUCAGUAGCUUUUGUGUGUUUAGGCAACAUAUGUCGUUCACCAAUGGCAGAAGCAAUUUUUAAGCAUCAAGUGGAAGUCCAAGGAUACUCUCAAUUUUUCAAAAGAAUAGAUUCGUUUGGUACCAGUGGAUGGCAUAUUGGAGAAACCCCUGAUUCUCGAUCAAGUAAGACAUGUAAGAAGCAUGAUGUCCCUGUUUCUCAUCAUGCUCAACAAAUCAACAGUUCUGAUUUCAAAGAUUUUGAUUAUGUUAUAGGAAUGGAUGAAUCGAAUGUGGCCAAUUUGAGACAUUUGAAACCUAGAGAUUCUAAAACUGUGGUUGAAUUAUUUGGACAUUGGAAAACAUCGGGUGAGUUUAAAAAAAUUGUUGAUGAUCCAUAUUAUGGGGGCAUUGAUGGAUUUGAAUAUAAUUAUAAACAAAUUUGCCAUUUCACAGAUGAAUUUUUGAAACAAGAAAUAGGUAGUUUAGAUUAG
Molecule: messenger RNA, 507 nt
Organism: Candida dubliniensis CD36
Lineage: Eukaryota; Fungi; Ascomycota; Pichiomycetes; Serinales; Debaryomycetaceae
Gene: LTP1
Product: tyrosine protein phosphatase
Exons: 2
Coding region: 1-507 (168 amino acids)
Biological process (GO): protein dephosphorylation
Molecular function (GO): protein tyrosine phosphatase activity
Source: RefSeq, a predicted model, not a curated record